This is a messenger RNA of Cygnus olor (mute swan), 885 nucleotides long. Its product is annotated as V-type proton ATPase subunit e 2. The transcript is spliced from 4 exons. Gene Ontology annotation, biological process: proton transmembrane transport. Gene Ontology annotation, molecular function: proton-transporting ATPase activity, rotational mechanism. The coding region runs from base 54 to 299 and encodes 81 amino acids. The record is from RefSeq and is a predicted model, not a curated record. NCBI's taxonomy places the organism in Eukaryota, Metazoa, Chordata, Aves, Anseriformes, Anatidae. Gene Ontology annotation, cellular component: proton-transporting V-type ATPase, V0 domain.
GCGGGGCGGGGAGCGGCGCGGAGCGGCGCGGCGCGGCGUGGCGCAGGGCGGCCAUGACGGCGCACAGCUUGGCGCUGCCCCUCGUCCUCUUCUCCGCCUUCUGGGGGCUCGUGGGCGUCGCCGCCCCCUGGGUCGUGCCCAAGGGGCCCAACCGCGGGGUGAUCAUCACCAUGCUGGUCACCGGCGCCGUGUGCUGCUACCUCUUCUGGCUGAUCGCCAUCCUGGCGCAGGCCAACCCCCUGUUCGGGCCGCAGCUGAAGAACGAGACCGUGUGGUACGUGCGCUUCCUCUGGGAGUGAGCCCCGCGCCCCGACGGAGAGCUCCCCCCCGCCUCCACCCCGUCGUCACCCUCCCGCCGCUGCUCCAGCGUCUCCCCUCCCGCCCCAGGCAGAGGUCCCAGAGGUGCUGGGCCAGAGGCCGGACCCGCGGCCCCAGCACACCCUGAGCUCCGCGCCCCUGCCUGGGAUGAGGAGCUCGUGCAGGCAGGAACCUCCCUGCGGUCGGUCCCCGGCUGCGGCUGGGGUGGGCCCUGCUGAGGGUAGGAGGAGGGAAGGCCGGCGCCGCGGGAGGGUGCGGGCUGGCAGGGGUGCGAUGCGGGAGGUGCUGGGGUGUCGGGCCGGGGGCUCUGCCUGGCAGCCUGGGGCUGGAGGGGGGCCCUGUCAUCGUCUCCCGCCCCAGCAGCGAGGGUGCCGCAGUAGUGUCUAGGUACCGCCGUCCCUCCCACCCACGUCCAUGUUCUGAGAACUUACGGAGUCGUCCCUUGCCCCUAUUUAUCAGAUAUGGCUUAUCUGUAUUUAUUUAUUUGUCUGUGCUAAGUUUGUGUUGUGGAAAUAAAUCCUUUUUUCGUAAGUGAUGCUGGAAGCAGUCACUUGCUGCUGGGAGGCA